Messenger RNA from Priapulus caudatus, 891 nucleotides. Its product is annotated as putative nuclease HARBI1. The coding region runs from base 52 to 846 and encodes 264 amino acids. Lineage: Eukaryota; Metazoa; Priapulida; Priapulimorpha; Priapulimorphida; Priapulidae. The transcript is spliced from 2 exons. The record is from RefSeq and is a predicted model, not a curated record.
GUCAAUCGCACACACACGCGCGCACCAUACAUCAAAAAGUCAGUGGAAGAGAUGGCAGCGUUUGCAGCAGCGGCAGAAAUAGUACAGAGACGAACAAUUCGCAGAGAGCGUGUAUUUAAAGAUCGACAGGAUCCAUUCGAUUUGCUGGACCACACGCUGUUCAAUCGCUACAGAUUUCUUCGGCAUGCAUUGUUGGAUUUGGCAAAUGAACUUUGCCCGUUAAUAGAGCUACCAACAAGGCGAAGCAUGGCAACUCCAGCAGUAACCCAGUUGGCAGUGACACUAAGCCUACUUGCAUCUGGUUCCUUCCAAUGGGGUAUGGGUGAACUGCACGGAAUAUCGCAGGCGACAGCUUGUCGUUGUUUGCAUCGAGUUGUGUCCGUGAUCAUCGGAGAAAAAUUAAGAACAACGAUCAAAUUCCCUCAGACGCAGACCGAGAGAACGAAAGUGAUGCAUGAAUUCAGCCAGAUUUCAGGGUUUCCCCGUGUCCUCGGUGCGAUCGACUGCACACACGUAGCUAUUCGUGCUCCUGCUGGCGACAUGGAAUAUGUCUACAUAAAUCGAAAGAACUAUCAUUCGAUGAACGUACAGGCUAUCUGUGAUGCCAACAUGACCAUCACAGAUGUCGUAGCUCGCUAUCCUGGUAGCACACACGACAGCUUCAUCCUUGCGAACUCCAAGAUAGCACGCAAAUUCAGUGACGGUGAACUGGGUGAAGGCUGCAUGGUUGUUAGGGGACAGUGGCUAUCCAUUAAAGUCCUGGCUAAUGGUUCCACUAAAGAACGUCCAAACAGCAGCCGAGGAGCGGUACAACAGGGCUCAUUCGCGCACACGAUCAAUUGUUGAGAGAUGCUUCGGAUUAAUGAAAUCAAGAUUCCGCAUUCUAGACAA